AUGCUGCCUCAACAGUAUUGUCUAAGAUGGAGGUACCACCAUUCGAACUUGCAGACCAUGUUCUCGCAGCUCCUCGAGAAGGAGGCCUUCUGCGACGUCACCUUGGCCUGCGAGGGGCGCACCAUCAAGGCCCACAAGAUCGUCCUCUCCGCCUGCAGCACCUACUUCGAAACCAUCCUGUCCCAGUACGAAGAAAAAGACCCCAUCCUCAUCAUGAAAGAUGUCAAAUAUGUAGAUAUUAAGUGCUUGGUCGAGUUCAUGUACAAAGGAGAGAUCAACGUCGACCACUGUCACCUCGCAACGUUACUGAAGACUGCUGAAGAACUGAAAAUCAAAGGCCUGGCGGAAGUGUCUUGGCGCGACGAAGAUCAACAAAAUGCCGACAGCAACAAUGUCAACGGUGUCCAAACGGCACUUCCUCAGGUAUCGACAGUAAUGGACAAUCCGAAAAAUGAAGCGCCUUCAAACAAACGAAAACGAGGGAGACCUCCCAUAGACGAUUACGAGCAAGCAUUUACAACACCAAAGAUAAUGAACGUUACGGGAAACGCCGACGAAACGUAUUCUAACGAUGCAAUGUCAACCAGUGAUCAUGACCUGUCCAUCUGGGAGGAAGAGCCAUCGGCAAACGAAGGAGGAGAUAUAACGGAACCUGACGAACCACUACUAAGGGUGAAAAAGGAAACUUCUCCGCACGAUGACGACAUUCUGAUAGACGAUUCUGGCGAUUAUUCGCCGAACGAUUCAAAACAUGACACUUCAAGGACAGGCUCGAUGAAAUCGCUAAACGUUACAACGUCAGGGACGCAGUCGUUCCUGACUCCGGCUCUGGAAAAGGAAUGGCCCGACGUAAUUAAAAUGAACGAUUAUUUAAACACCGGACGACGACAGCAAUUCUGGGAGGAACCGUUCACGAAACGCGUAAUGGACGCAAUCAAAACCAAAAAUCUCGAGAUGAAAGUUGCAGCAGAGCUGUUGGGUGUCUCCUAUGGGACACUCUACGGAAGAUAUCGGGACUCCUACGGGUGUUUGAAACAUCCCUAUCGAGUGCGCGAUUUCUGGAGCGAACAAGGGCCGACGGAUGUGUUGUUGAAGUUGAAGAAAAAGGAGAUAACGCUGUACAGAGCGGCGGAGCAGUUGAAUGUGACGCCGCAAACGCUUUCAAAUUACCUGAUUUCGAUGUCGCAAAUCGACAACAGCAGCGAAGCGAACGUUAGCAACCAGUCGAACGCGAUGGAGUCGUACGAAGAGGCCGAUUCGGACGAGGAGGGCGACACGGUGCUGCCCGAUGUGCCCUCGUCGAACAAUACGAGCCUCUUCAAAAAUCUCCUCUCGAACGCAAUCAACACAUCCACGUCCAGCAACUCAGUAUUGGCCAACUGUCCAGACAUUACCAUUAUCAAAAAAGAGAAGCACGAAGGUAAAGUCAAUAACAAUUCUGAUCAUUCCGACAGUAAUAGUGACCAAACAAAGUAAUCGACGACGCUAUAUGUAUGUAAACAUUUCCACUAUUAGUAUUUUAUACAGACCAAAGUAAUUUUGUACUGUUUUUUCUCUUAGUUGAUUUAGUUUUAGUGUAAAUGAAUCUUGUGUUUGCUGAAAACGUAGUAGUGAUAUGGGAAAUACCAAAAUGUCUGUUACAAAGUAAAGUGUAUAUUUACAUUUACCGCAAUAUACCUAUAUUGUAUUGGCAAGGUAGUUUAGUCUUAGGAACAUAUCACGGAGUCCGCUGCUGGACAGUCUGCUGCACUGACUCUACGUUGCAAUCCUAUUUAUAGUGCUUUAAUCUGUAGGUUUAUCAGCAAUGUAUCUGCUCCACUCUCAGUAUUUGUAUUUUGUGUGCAUUAUUGUUUCUGGUAGGUAAACCCGUAGGAUUAGGACGAGGACAUACGAUACUUUGGCUAUUAUUAUUUAUGUACCUAUGUAUUAACUGUAUGUAGUCUUGCAUCAUAGAUUAGGAUUUGUCAUAUAUUUAUAUAAAACAUGGAGAGUAAAGGUUCAUGUUUUCCUAUUAAGACAUACCUAUACUAUUAUAGUAAUAAUAACAUAUAUAAUGAACUAUAUUUAUACAAUUAUUUGUUGAGUGCCUAAUCAUAAGUUAACAUAGGACUUAACUUUAAGUUUAAUUUUUAUGUAUUUCGAUGCUUAUUCAUUUUCAUGAUCUGUUUUCCAUUACAUAUCCUCUUGGUUUUAGGUUCGGAAAUUAUUUUCUAAUAUUUUGUUGCUUGGUACAACUUAUUAUGAUUUACCUUUUUGGGUCGGUUAGAAUUUUUCCGAGUACCUCGUAAUAUUUAUAUGUUCUUUAUGUGUUUGUACAUUUUAUGUAGUUUUUUAUUUAUUAAAGAUUUUUUAUAGAAUC
Molecule: messenger RNA, 2359 nt
Organism: Tribolium castaneum (red flour beetle)
Lineage: Eukaryota; Metazoa; Arthropoda; Insecta; Coleoptera; Tenebrionidae
Exons: 4
Coding region: 1-1476 (491 amino acids)
Biological process (GO): regulation of transcription by RNA polymerase II
Cellular component (GO): nucleus
Molecular function (GO): protein binding
Source: RefSeq, a predicted model, not a curated record